CAGGUGGAAGUGACAUUUUUAGGGUCCUCCGUUACGUGUCUCAGCCACCUCCUGACAUCCUUAGGAGACGGCUUUUUUCCUUAUGUAUCAGGAUAUUUUUGUUAUGAGGUAUACUGAGAUGAAAAAAAGCUGGUAAAAAUACCAGCCUCGCAAUUAAAUUGACUCUGGAUACCAAGUGAAAAUAAUCAUCUGGUAUUAAUCAGAUUUGUUGGUGUUAAUGCAUCUGACAUAAACUAUUCAGCCGGCCGCUAUGACCCUUCCGUCAAGACCCCCUUUGACGCAAGUUUCGAAGGUGUAGGCGAGGUGGUGGCCUUGGGCCUCUCCCCCAGUGCCACAUUCACAGUUGGCCAGGCUGUGGCUUACAUGGCACCUGGCUCUUUUGCCGAGUACACAGUGGUGCCUGCCAGCAUGGCCAUUCCCGUGCCGGCCAUGCAACCCGAGUGCCUCACCCUCCUGGUGAGUGGUACCACGGCCUACAUGAGCCUGAAAGAGCUUGGAGAACUAUGAGAAGGGAGGAAAGUUCUGGUGACCGAGGCAGCUGGGGGGACCGGCCGGUUUGCCGUCCAGCUUGCAGAGAAGGCCAAGUGCCAUGUAACUGGAACUUGCUCUUCUGAUGAAAAGUCUGCCUUUCUGAAAUCUCUUGGCUGUGAUCGUCCCAUCACCUAUAACGGCGAGCACGUGGGUGCUGUCCUGAGGCAGGAGUACCCCCAAGGUGUGGACGUGGUGUAUGAAUCCGUCGGGGGAGCCAUGUUUGACUCGGCUGUGGACGCCUUGCCUACCAAAGGGCUCUUGAUAGUAAUUGGGUUUGUCUCUGGCUACCAGACUCCUACAGGCCUGUCCCCUGUGAAAGCAGGAACACUACCAGCCAAACUGCUGAAGAAAUCUUCCAGCGUCCAGGGCUUCCUCUUGAACCAUUACCUUUCUAAGUAUCCAGCCGCCAUGGACCACUUGCUUAAGAUGUAUGCAAGUGGGGAGCUGGUUUGUAAGGUCGACCUUGGAGGUCUGUCUGCAGAGGGCAGGUUUACCGGCCUGGAGUCUGUCUUCCGGGCCGUCGAUUAUAUGUACAUGAGAAAAAACACUGGAAAAAUUGUUGUUGAAUUACCUCAUUCUGUCAACAGUAAGCUGUAAAAACAGAACAAUGGCAUAAAUAAAAGGAGAAAGAAAAUGGACAUUUUA
Physeter macrocephalus (sperm whale) is the source of this 1176-nucleotide messenger RNA. It is a transcript of the gene PTGR3, whose product is annotated as prostaglandin reductase 3. Gene Ontology annotation, cellular component: mitochondrion. The record is from RefSeq and is a predicted model, not a curated record. Lineage: Eukaryota; Metazoa; Chordata; Mammalia; Artiodactyla; Physeteridae.